AUGGCUCUUGCCGCACUCGGCAGCCUAGGCCUGCUGGUGAUUGGCUCCAUACCAACAGUCAUUGGAGUUGCAGAGGCAAUCGACGCGCAAAAGAAGCAAAACGCGCAAGCAAAAGAACGGAUCAAGUUCCAUUUGACGGUGAAGCUAUCCCCGGGUCCAGAUUUACCGUUACAAGAAGGGACCGUGGUGCUCAAGGAUGGCAAGGUGUAUCUAGAUCACCCGGCUCAUCCAGUUUCAGGCUACAAAUUCAACGGCUUCUAUUUUGGUUACCCCGGGCCGGAGAAUCAUCAAGGCAUGGUUUCAAUGGCCUCGGAUGACCCGCCUGCACUUCACUGGAUCUAUGUCGACAAGGACACAGGAGAACUACGUCAUGGGUCCCGCGGUGCGACUGCAGGGCACGUUAUUGGACCCUGGAAUUGGUCCGAAGACGAGGAGUUUGUGGUGCUGGAGAACUCCCCUUACUUCUUCGCGGUGGAAGAGGAUGACGGGGCCUGGAGCUUAUAUCACGACCAGAGCAAAAAACUAGUUGAGAAAUUGGCCCCUCGAAAAGUAGCCGUAAUCCUUCUACAUAGAGAACUUCAGCUCGGCGUUAGUAGUCGAAUGGUGGGCGGUAAAGAAAAGUAA
Neoarthrinium moseri is the source of this 624-nucleotide messenger RNA. RefSeq lists its product as uncharacterized. The transcript has 2 exons. The coding region runs from base 1 to 624 and encodes 207 amino acids. The record is from RefSeq and is a predicted model, not a curated record. Lineage: Eukaryota; Fungi; Ascomycota; Sordariomycetes; Amphisphaeriales; Apiosporaceae.